Messenger RNA from Puntigrus tetrazona (Sumatra barb), 3275 nucleotides. It is a transcript of the gene fkbp10b, whose product is annotated as FKBP prolyl isomerase 10b. Bases 88 to 1785 code for a protein of 565 amino acids. NCBI's taxonomy places the organism in Eukaryota, Metazoa, Chordata, Actinopteri, Cypriniformes, Cyprinidae. Gene Ontology annotation, molecular function: calcium ion binding; peptidyl-prolyl cis-trans isomerase activity. The record is from RefSeq and is a predicted model, not a curated record. The transcript has 10 exons.
CGUUUACACAUUCGAGCUCCUCCUACAGGAGCCCACAACUGACUGCACAGUGUACAAGCCUCACUCACAGGCUGCAAUUUCUUUAAAAUGGUUCGGAGGGUUACUUUGAGUUUGUUGCUGGCGACGUGGUUCUCCGUGGACUGUAACCCCGGGCCUAUCGAUGAUAUCGCAGUUGAUCGAUACUUCAUUCCUAAGCGCUGCAUCAGAGAAGUGAAAUCAGGAGAUUUCGUGCGGUAUCACUAUAACGGCACUUUUACUGACGGAAAACUGUUUGACUCUAGCUAUGAUAGGGGGGCUGCAUUUUUUGGACAGGUGGGCCAAAAGUGGCAAAUUGCUGGUGUGGACAAGGGCAUUCUGGGUAUGUGCGUGAAUGAGCGUAGGAAGAUCACUGUACCCCCCCACUUGGCCUAUGGUAGCCAAGGAGCAGGUGAUAAGGUGCCGCCAGACACAACAUUAGUGAUCGAUCUGGUUCUACUGGACAUUUUUAACAGGGCAGACCAGGUUCAGACCAAAGUCAUCAGUACGCCCAAAGAAUGCAAACGCUCGGUCAUGAGGACUGACUUUGUGCGUUUUCACUUUAAUGGAACGUUGCUGGAUGGCACCGAGUUUGACUCCAGCUACAAGCGUUCCCAGACGCAGGAUUCGGUAGUUGGGGAAGGUUGGCUCAUAAAAGGCUUGGAUGAAGGGUUGCUGGGCAUGUGUGUGGGAGAAAUACGACACUUCAUCAUCCCCCCAUUUCUGGCAUUUGGAGAAAAAGGAUAUGGCACAGAAAUCCCUCCUCAUGCAUCAUUAGUGUAUCACCUUCUCCUGGAAGACCUCCACAACCCUAAAGAUGACAUUAUUGUGGAGGUCGUUGAAGCGCCUGAACCAUGUGCACGCAAGUCUGUUGCGGGCGAUUACAUUCGUUAUCACUACAAUGCUUCCUUCCUCAAUGGCAUCGCAUUUGACUCCAGCUAUCAGCACAACCAGACGUACAACACAUACAUUGGAAUGGGUUACAUGAUUUCUGGCAUAGAUAAAGGCUUGCAGGGUGUGUGUACAGGAGAGAGGAGAAGAAUCAUCUUGCCUCCCCAUCUUGCAUAUGGCCAGCAGGGGGCAGGUAAGGACAUUCCAGCUUCAGCCGUGUUGGUCUUUGACAUCCAUGUGAUAGACUUCCACAACGUUAAAGAUCCUGUGCAUAUAGAGAUCACACAUAAACCUGAGGUGUGUAAUGAAACCAGUGAGGUGAAUGACUUCAUAGAGUACCACUACAACUGCUCGCUGCUGGACGGCAUGCUGCUUUUUACGUCGAGGGACUAUGAGAACCCACAGGAUGUGCUUCUUGGAGGGGGUAAAAUAAUUGAUGGCCUAGAUGAGGCUCUAAGGAAUAUGUGUGUAGGAGAGAGACGGACGGUCAUAGUGCCACCACACCUUGGGCAUGGAGAGAAAGGAGCCGGCAUUGUCCCAGGGAGUGCAGUGCUACGGUUCGAGCUGGAGUUGGUGUCCCUGCAGAAGGGGGUUCCUGAAGGCUACCUAUUCAUUUGGCUCGAAGAGAGUCCGGUUCAGCUGUUUGAGGCACUAGACAGCAACCAGGACCAACAGGUCCCUUUAGAGGAGUUUUCACAGUUCAUCAAACAGCAGGUCUUAGAAGGAAAAGGCCGUCUUAAACCAGCUCAGGAUCCAGAUAGUGUCAUCAGGGAUAUGUUCAAGAACCAGGAUAGGAACGCUGAUGGCUUGAUCACCCAGGAUGAGCUAAAACUAAAAGUGGAUGAAGAUGUAGAGAAAACACGCCAUGAAGAACUGUGAAACGUUUUCACAAAAGCAUGUGAAUCUACAUGCAUUCAGAGAGAACAAGCAACAGACUCAUAAUCCUGAGGCUGAAAACCGGAACAUGCUUUCCAGUAUUAAAAGUUUGUACAUUUGAUGGUCACAUAUUUUUAUACUCUUAAAAAUGUUGGAUCUCAGAAAUGUAUUUGUGUCAUUGAAUAAAAUGUCUAAAACUAGGGUACUUGCAAACAUUUUAUUUUUAAAUUAUAUGGCAGGGGUGGCCAACAUCAAUCCUGGAGUUUAGCUCCAAUUUUGAUAAAAACUCACCUGAUUCGAAAUUUGUGGCAACCCUUAGACUUGGAUUAGCUUGUUUGUGUUUGUUUGAUUAAGGUUGGAAUGAAACUCUGCAAGACUCUUUCUCAGAGUGAGCUAUUUUUGAGGUCACUUGUAAACCAAGUUUUCCUGUAGUCGAGAUCAAAGUAUAGCUGCAAUACAAAUAAAAACUCAAAAUGAACUGCUGUUACUAAGCAGACAGUUUUAGUCCCAAUAAGUACUAAAAUAAUACAGUUGUCUACAAAUACAAAUACAUUAUUUUAGAACACUUGCUACAUGGGGUAUAGUUGGUAAUAUAUAACACUGUUAAGCGUGAAAUAUACUUUUUUGGUAGCACUUUAUUUAGGGUCUCCUAACUAGUUGCUUAUUAGCAUGUAUAGGGCAAGAUAAUUAGUCAUUUAUUAGUAGUAAUUAAGCACAUAUUAAUGCCUUUCUCUAAAUGACAUUAUUCCAUAAUCUAACCUAAUCCUACCGAUACCUAAACUUAAAUUCCUUACUAUUAAUAAGUAUUCCUUAUUCUAAAGUGUUACCCCCUUUUAUUCAUUCAUUCAUUUAUUGGUAAGGGUCAUUUCUUUGUUUAGAAUUCUUUUCUGUGAUAGAGCUAUAUGCAUUUUGAAUGUGAAUGCAGAUGAAAUUAGCAUAUUUUAAACUUGAUGGAUGUAGCCAUGUUUAAAUUAUUCUAUUUCUGCCAAAUCAUUUUAUUGGUUUCUAUUGGACUUUGUGCAUAUGUGGUGACCAAAACUGUACCAUUGAAUUGGCAAAAGGUUUCCCUCAACAUAUAUAUUUUUAUUUUCAUUUGACCAUAUUGCCUAUAGACACUUGUUGAUUAUAACGUAAGGAGCAAAAUAUCUUUUCAAUUUGCACAUAAUCGAGCAGAAGAAUGAUCACAUUCCAUGUGAAAAUGCAUUGAUCAUAAAUGCAUAAAUUUUAGUAGACAUGAUAGUAAUGGCACUCCAGGAAGGGUAUGAACAAGGCAACAACUCUUGGACAAUAUCAGAUUUUUAAUAAAUAUUUAUUGCAAAUCACUGAGAUCCACAACAUGUGCAUACUUUAUAACACAUGCAAAGAACUAUACUCGCCCUUAAAAGACUUUACAACAACGAGAGCGGGACAAGGUAUUAUCCCAGCCUUGCUACUCUUAUUGUCAGACAUUUUCGCCAUUGACACACACAUACAUACACACACACACACGUACA